CCUUGUCGAAUGACAGAAAAGACAGAUCAAAACAAAGAUAAUCAAUCCAAAAUCGCAAAAGGUUUACUCACAAAAUAAAUGCUUUUUUCAUUUAAUAUUCUCAUAUCGCACUAAUGAAUUGGAACUUUAAGCUUUGAUUUGUUGGUUGCUGUUGUGCAUUAUAAACAAAAAUGGAUUGCAUUCGUACGCUGUUAAACUACGCAGCUAGUUGUUUCACUUGUCAGGAAGAUUCUUCAGCACAGGGCAAUGAACCAAAUGAAAGGACGCAUUUACUAGACAAUCCUGUGAGCAACAGCCCAGCUGUACGAAGGUCCAAUAGUGAAGACCUCAGUCAAGAGUUCCCGAAUUCGGUGCCAAAGAAGGAUGAUGUUUCUGCAUUGAACAAAAUUAUUCAAGAAACCGCAGCGAACGUAAUCGAUGUGGCAGCUAUGGAUAUCCACAACAUCGAACCUCAGGAGUACAACGAUCGAGUAAAAGUGUACUCACAAAGAUUGGCUCAACAGUGGAGUUCUGUGCCACACCCAAAUAGUGCAAGUUAUGUAGGGUUAUUCAAAGAUAUUCCCAAUCCGGAAUCGAUGCUAGCCUCUGUGCCAAUUUCACCAGAUGAUUUAAAUAUGAUUCGUGGCAUGGUGCAGAAGGCAAAUAUAGCCGUGGCAGAGAUCAAAGUGAAACAUACCGAGAACCUGGUAGUGCCUUUCAGAAUUCCAUAAUAGCACACAAAAGAACUGGUGUACCUCAGGGGACAGAGUUGUAAAAGAUGUGUUACGAUAGAAUGAAGAUAGAACUGUUUCCAUGAUUUUCUCGUUUUGCGUAUUUGUGCUGUCGUUCAUCUUUUAAAAGUUUAUUUUUAUUGAAAAUAUCAAAGUGUAAUAUUAUUGUUUGUUUUUUGAUUAAUAUCGAAUGAUUAAAAACACGAUUUUGCUUAGUA
Messenger RNA from Wyeomyia smithii (pitcher-plant mosquito), 928 nucleotides. It is a transcript of the gene Lamtor1, whose product is annotated as ragulator complex protein LAMTOR1. Lineage: Eukaryota; Metazoa; Arthropoda; Insecta; Diptera; Culicidae. Gene Ontology annotation, biological process: positive regulation of MAPK cascade; positive regulation of TOR signaling; lysosome organization. Gene Ontology annotation, cellular component: late endosome membrane; lysosome; Ragulator complex. Gene Ontology annotation, molecular function: molecular adaptor activity; guanyl-nucleotide exchange factor activity. The record is from RefSeq and is a predicted model, not a curated record. Bases 171 to 710 code for a protein of 179 amino acids. The transcript has 5 exons.